Messenger RNA from Fraxinus pennsylvanica, 1200 nucleotides. NCBI's taxonomy places the organism in Eukaryota, Viridiplantae, Streptophyta, Magnoliopsida, Lamiales, Oleaceae. The record is from the annotation of a GenBank genome assembly.
AUGGCUCUACAGGCUGCUUCUUUGGCCCCUUCAGCGUUCUCCAUUCAAAAAGAGGGAAAAAGCAGUGCAUCUGUUAAUUCAGGCCUCUUUGGAGUUUCACUUGCGGACCAUGCCAAAACUGACUUUAGUUCCUUUGUAUUGAAGAGCAAGAAAGAAUUCGGUGCAAGAAAGUCAUCUGUGGCGGUCAGGGCUCAGGCAGUGGUUACAACUCCAGCCAUCAAUUCUGACACGGUUCAAGGGAAGAAAACUUUGAGAAAGGGAAAUGUAGUGAUCACUGGUGCCUCAUCUGGCUUAGGUCUAGCCACAGCUAAAGCUCUGGCUGAAACAGGCAAAUGGCAUGUAAUUAUGGCCUGCAGAGACUUCCUGAAGGCUGAGAAAGCCGCAAAGUCGGCUGGCAUGGCCAAGGAAAGUUACACCAUUGUGCAUUUGGAUCUUGCAUCUCUCGACAGUGUCAGGCAGUUUGUGGAUAACUUCAAGCGAUCCGGGCGACCUCUUGAUGUCCUAGUCUGCAAUGCAGCUGUUUAUCAACCAACUGCUAAACAGCCUUCUUUUACAGCUGAUGGAUUCGAGCUUAGUGUUGGGACUAACCAUCUAGGUCACUUCCUUCUUUCAAGAUUGCUGCUUGAUGACAUGCAGCAGUCCGAUUACCCUUCAAAGAGACUGAUAAUCGUCGGUUCAAUUACAGGAAAUACAAAUACAUUGGCCGGGAACGUACCUCCAAAGGCCAACCUUGGCGACUUGAGGGGUCUUGCCGGAGGACUGAACGCGUUAAAUAGCUCGGCUAUGAUUGAUGGUGGAGACUUUGACGGUGCCAAGGCAUACAAGGAUAGCAAGGUCUGCAAUAUGCUCACAAUGCAAGAAUUUCACCGUCGCUACCAUGAGGAUACUGGGAUCACAUUUUCGUCCCUGUACCCCGGCUGUAUUGCAACAACGGGCCUGUUUAGAGAGCACAUCCCCUUGUUCCGUCUCCUUUUCCCUCCAUUCCAGAAGUUCAUCACCAAGGGCUUCGUCUCAGAGGAAGAAGCUGGAAAGAGACUUGCACAGGUUGUAAGUGAUCCAAGCCUAACAAAGUCUGGUGUCUACUGGAGCUGGAACAAGGCAUCGGCAUCAUUUGAGAACCAAUUGUCUCCAGAAGCGAGUGAUGCAGAGAAAGCCCGUAAAAUAUGGGAACUCUCUGAGAAACUUGUUGGUUUGGCUUAA